UUCCAGGGACCAGAAUUUCUCUACAACAGCGAAGAACAUUGGUUGAAGAUUCCGGAUGAAGGUAUCGAUGAAAGUGAUAAGGAGCUACGGGAAGCGUAUGUGUGCAGCCACCUAGUUAGACAACCAUUGGUGAAUACUGAAAGGUUUUCGCGGUUCGACAGAAUGCUGCGCUCAGUGGCGUAUGUUCAUCACUUCGUGGAUAGUCUACGGUCAGCGAAAAGGAAGGAAAAACCUGCUGAUGUUAUGGGGCUGACUAGUGCGGAAAUUCAGAAAGCGGAAAGGACGUUAUGGAUGCUAGCGCAGGCGGAUGCGUUUCCGGACGAAGUCGCAACCCUCAAGCAAAACUUGGAACGUUGCCGGGGAAGCCAGAAGUCAGUGGGAUCGACCAGUUGUCUUGCGAAACUUUCACCAUUCGCUGAUGACUUCGGAGUGCUGCGAGUAGGCAGUAGGGGCGCAGAAGCUCAUGUACUGACCUUUGAUGCUAAGUUUCCCAUCAUUCUGCCAAGAAAUCAUCGGGUCACCGAGUUGCUGCUGGAUUUCUUUCAUCGGAAAUAUGGUCAUGCCAAUGAUGAAACCAUCGUCAACGAGGUACGUCAGAAGUUCCACGUGCCACGCCUUCGAGUGGAAAUACGUUCAACGAGGAAACGCUGCAUGUGGUGCCGCAUACACAGAGUCAUGCCUGUGGCUCCAAAAAUGGGACCGCUUCCAGCUGUACGGUUGGAACCAGGUGUUCGCCCGUUCACCUUUGUAGGCGUCGAUCUUUUUGGUCCAUAUUUGGUGAAAGUCGGGCGGAGCGUAGCCAAACGAUGGGUAUGCCUUUUUACCUGCCUUUCGAUCAGGGCAAUUCAUCUAGAGGUAGUUGCUAGUUUGUCCACCGAUGCGUGUAAGAAGGCCAUCAGAAGGUUCAUAGCCCGGAGAGGUUCCCCGCUUGAAAUCUACUCCGACAAUGGGACCAAUUUUGUAGGAGCAAGUCGGGAACUACAAGACGAAAUCAAGAAGAUCCACACCGAUUUGGGAAGUACCUUUACAAAUAGCCACACUCAGUGGCGGUUCAACCCCCCUGCUGCUCCUCACAUGGGGGGCUGCUGGGAACGUAUGGUUCGAUCGGUAAAAUCGGCACUACAAGCGGUUCCUAUAGAGCGAAAACUGGAUGACGAAUCGUUUGCGACGGUGCUUGCCGAGGCAGAAAGUAUGGUCAACUCUCGACCGUUAACGUUCAUCCCUUUGGAAACGGCGGACCAGGAAUCGUUGACCCCGAACCACUUUUUGUUGUUAAACUCAAAUGGUGUGCGCGAACCGGUGAAGUAUCCAACGGAUUUAGGGACGGCGUUAAGAAGUAGCUGGAACAUGGUCAAGCACACGUUGGACAACUUCUGGCGACGAUGGGUGGUAGAGUAUCUUCCGACCAUUAUUCGCCGCACGAAAUGGUUCAAGGAUGUACGACCGAUCCAGGUAGGAGAUUUGGUGCUCGUAGUCGAUGAAAAUGUCAGGAACAGAUGGAUACGUGGACGAGUCAUCCGAACGAUUCCGGGUAAAGAUGGCGUGACACGUCAAGCGGAGAUAAAUACUAUAGGAGGAGUUUUGAAGAGGCCCGCUACCAAGUUGGCUGUGCUGGACGUGUUGGGAUCUGGUGACGCUGAACCGGAAGUUAAGGCGACACGGGGGGGAGGAUGUUAGCCGCAACAGCUCCUCGUAUGGAACACCCUGUAGCGAGCCAAUGUGAGCCACUACCUAGACCCAACGAACUGUCACGAACGACGGUCGAUGGUCGGUACUGUCAUGAAUGAGGGUCGACGAUGACAAACGAAAUUGAAGUCAAAGUAAUAAGUAAUCGUGAAUUGGAAAAUCUUGUUUUGCUAAAUAGUGGAUUAUUGUGAAUUAUCAAGUAUUCGAAAUACAGUUUGAAUUUCUCUGUGCGAAUUGAUUGUGAGUGAACUAUAUAGGAGACUAAAAUGUAAGUCAUAAGAUUAGGGAGCUAAUAAUAUCCAACUAAUAAAAACAUUACUUACAGCUUGAGCUGAACAUACUCGAAACAACGAGUUUCUGCUUCGAGACCUCCGAAAUAUCUCUUCG
Aedes albopictus (Asian tiger mosquito) is the source of this 2073-nucleotide messenger RNA. RefSeq lists its product as uncharacterized. The record is from RefSeq and is a predicted model, not a curated record. Gene Ontology annotation, molecular function: nucleic acid binding. Lineage: Eukaryota; Metazoa; Arthropoda; Insecta; Diptera; Culicidae. Gene Ontology annotation, biological process: DNA integration. The transcript has 2 exons. Bases 163 to 1677 code for a protein of 504 amino acids.